GGAAACUAAUAUUUAAAUUUAAAAAAAUGAAGAAAAGAAACUCUUCCUCUUCUUCCUCCUCAUCUUCUUCUCUUUCUUCCUUCUCUUCUUCAAUUCCUUCACAAACUUCAAAAGGACAACAAAAUGUUGUCAAACAAUUAAGUAAUAAAUUAGCAGCUACUUGCCAAUUGGAAUUACGUCGAGUUUCUCUUUUGUUGCUUUUAAUUGCUGGAACUACUUUUGAACAAGCCCCGAGUUGUUUAGCUAUUGAAAAUGAAGCGAUUGAUGAAUUAUUACCAGCUUCUCAAUUUUAUGAAAGCAGUAAUAAACGAGCAGGUGCACGCGCCUUCCAACGCCCUGAUUUUGAUGAUGCCAGUUAUGAAUUGAAAAGAGGGGGUGCACGAACAUUUUUAGUUGGGGAAAAAAGAGGUGGGGCUAGAGCAUUUUCUAAAUUAGAAGAGAAACGUGGGGGAGCAAGACCCUUCUACGAGGAGAAAAGAGGUGGGGCGAGACCUUUCUAUGGAUUCUUCGGUGGCGGUGAAGGCACUUGGAAGAGAGGUGGUAGCCGUUACUUUAUCCGACCCUUCGCUGAUCAAGGCUUUAGUGGAGUGGGUGCAGGUGGCUGGGCUAAAAGGGGUGGUGGUCGACAAUUUUCCGCUGAUAAACGUGCUGGUGGACGAAGCUUUUUUGGUAGUUUCGAUUCUGCAUUUGAUUCAACAAAUUAUUGGGUCCCACCCAGGUAUACACCAUUAAACAAGGCAAUCAUUGCCAUAAACGAUGAUCAAGUAAUGAAAAGUGGCACUCCAUUAUACAGCCGUCAAUUCAACGGAUUUAAUAUUCGAAAUAACAAAAAAUGA
Messenger RNA from Meloidogyne enterolobii, 836 nucleotides. The record is from the annotation of a GenBank genome assembly. Lineage: Eukaryota; Metazoa; Nematoda; Chromadorea; Rhabditida; Meloidogynidae.